Molecule: messenger RNA, 915 nt
Organism: Truncatella angustata
Lineage: Eukaryota; Fungi; Ascomycota; Sordariomycetes; Amphisphaeriales; Sporocadaceae
Product: pyridoxamine 5'-phosphate oxidase-domain-containing protein
Exons: 1
Coding region: 1-915 (304 amino acids)
Molecular function (GO): FMN binding
Source: RefSeq, a predicted model, not a curated record
AUGUCGUCCUCCAGCGGUACCAACGGUGCGCCGUGGCGCACCCUCUUUCUAGAACACGUUGGAUCGAUGAAGUCGCCCGAGUUCGUCCUGAGCACCAUUCGCAAAGUCCCUUCUUCAUCGCCAUCCGCGUCGUACGGCAUCAAAGUCGGCGACGGGUAUACGCACAUUCCCCGUGCCCGCACCUGCGUUUUCCGCGGCAUGUUGGCCAACAUGGAUGUGAAUCCCAAGAACGAUGCGCCGCUGAACCCACAGAUUUUCGACAGCGAGCUCUUGACUUUUACUACGGAUGUGCGCAUGGACAAGAUGCCAGAGCUGUGGGGCGACGUGCCAGCAGUUCCGAGCAAGGGCGGAAAUGCCUUCAGUGACGACGAUGACGACAGCGGGAAGCUGCAGGGCACAGGUGGCGGCGGACCGGUUGAGGCCGUCUUCUGGGCACAUGAGCCGGCGGUGCAGUGGCGCGUCAGGGGCAGGGCCUACGUGCUGGGGCCGGACGUGGACGAGGCGAACGAGACGACGGAGCUGCUACAGGGCAGGAUGAGGACAAGGAACUCCCAGCACGCGACGAAACAGGAGGCUGGCUGGAGCUGGAGUCGUGAGGUUACUGCGCAUUUCGGCAACUGCGCCCCUGGCAUGAGAGGUUCGUUUAAGAAUCCGCCACCUGGCAGGCCCGUGAGUCUGCCGAUCGAUGACGGCCUGGCGCUGGGCCAGAAGGUCACGGAUCUCAACGAUGAGAUCGCGAGGAAGAAUUUUAGGGUCGUGGUUAUUGUCCCCGAGGAGGUUGACCGUUGUGAUCUGAGCGACCCAUCCAGGGCCCGCAGAUGGAUCUACAGGUUCGUUGGUGAGAAGGGUGGAGAGCCAGAGUAUCCCGGUGGUCAUGUUGAGGACGGGUGGGAGAAGGUCGAGACGUGGCCUUGA